AAAGUAUCUCCAACACUAUAUGUUGAAAUGUCAGCUGUUUGGGUGUGGCAAGUCUGAGAAAAUAUCAAAAGUGCAACCGUCAACUAAAUAAGGUGUUUUUCUCUUCUAGUUGUUAAUCUUUCUUCAUUAAUAAGUGACACUAGGCAGUUUUCAAUUGUAUUAAACCCCGUCAAAAGGAAUAAAACAGAUAAACUGUGUCAUAAAACGAAGAAGAAAUGUCAAGAUCGACUGGUUUCACUUCUAGUUUUUAAUCUGUCUUCAUUAAUAAGUGACACAAGGCAGUCUCUAAUUGUAUUAUCUCGUCAAAAGGAAUAAAACAGUUAAACUGUGUCAUAAAACGAAAGAAGAAAUGUCAAGAUCCACUUCGUCAGACCUCGCCAAGGGGAGAAAAUUGUUGUAAAUCUUAAUUCAUCGAGACACUUUAAGGCAGUCGUCACUUUUAAGUUACCCUGUCAAAAGAAAUUGAAGAAUAACAACCAGAAAUAAAAACAAAUCAAAUUUGGAUCAUAACAAGGCGAAUAAAUGUCGAGAUCGGGUGCGUCAUCGGACCUCGCCAAGGGGAAAAAAUUCACCAAGCAAUUGCUGUACGUACAACUUGUCGAUAAAGAAAAGGACACGGCCAGUACAUUCUCCGAGCAAUCCCUUGACGAAUAUUUCCUAAACAACAGAAAAAUAUUUUCAGACUUGAGUAAUCCUAAAGCAAAUGUCGACAUUCUGAAAUCAUCUUUACAAGAUGAGAUAGUUUUCGGCGCGGCUGUCAACACCAAUCCACUUCCAGCAAUCCGUAAAACGGCUGUCACCAUUCACGCUUUCGUCGUGUUUCAAACGGAAAACUUGAAGACGAACGAUCGGAUGUGGUACUCCAUGGAAAAGAACGGGCAGUACAUAGUUCUGCAGCAAUCACCAAACUUAGGUGACGUCAUGUAUAAAUUAUAUGACCCCGUAGAGAAGAAACUUGUCAAAAGACUUGGGCCGGUGAAACGAGAAUGUUUUGCUAGAGGCAAUGGAAAGGAACUUGAAUAUUUAAUACGAGCCAUUUGGAAAACCAAACAACUCAGCACUAAAUAUAACCUUCUAUUUUCAAACUGCCAAAACUUUGCUGAAUUUGUCUUUAAAGAGGCAAGUUUUGGGGGAAACAAGUGGUCGACGUGGAUUAGUUCCUUCGUCAACCGAAUUGGGUUGAGUCAUAAGAAAAGCCAAACCGAAAUCGAAGCGGAUACACUCAAAUACAUUUGGAUUAAAAAAGACGCCAAAUUUGCCUAUUACAAAGCCAUGGCAGAGGGAAGGAGACAGAACUUUGAAGACCUUGCCAGUAACCUGACGAUCGAAUCUUUAAACAGCGUCGAUUCCCAAGGCUACACGUUACUCGAAUGGGCCACUGUUUUCUCCACGUCCGAUUGGCCAAUCGACCAGUUUUUAAAGGAAAAAGGCGCCGAAAUUCAAACAGACAAAAAACUGUUUCGCCGAAAUAUGUUUUUCAUAGCCCUGCAAUAUCUUCCUUCGAAAAAAGAAUCUCGGUACUUGUCGUUUGACGGGAUUGAUAUUCGUGGCGUGAACCAAACGGGUGACACAGCAUUGCACUUGGCUUUGUACGGAAAGAAAUGGAACGUGGCCGAAAAGAUUCUCGAUCAAUUUCCAGAUUACGACGUCAACGUCACCAAUUCUGAGGGGUGCACAGCGCUUCAUCUAGCUGUUCACCCUAAAUGUAAAAUGGACUUGUUCAAAAAGAUUUUAGCUCGAACCAAUUCGGAAAGCGUCAACGCACAAGACGAAUACGCAAACACUGCUCUUCUUUAUGCAAUUGUAAACCAGUCGGAAAUUGCCGUAAAAGAACUGCUCAAACGAGAUGACGUGGACGUGAACCUCAACAACAACGACAACCACACGGCACUCCAUUUCGCUGUUGUGUGGAAAAAUAUGCCAAUUGAUUUGUUCAGAUUAAUCCUAGGAAAAUCAACCGACGUCAACGCACAAGAAAAAGAUGGAUGGAUUGCUCUUCACGCUGCAAUUAAAGGAGAAAACAGAACUGCGGUGGAGGAACUGCUCAAAUGCAAGGACGUGGACGUGAACCUAAGAAACAACUACAACCAUACAGCACUACAUUUAGCUUCUAGGUGGCAGAAUAUUCCAGUUGAAUUGUUCAGAGUAAUUCUAGAAAAAACAACCGACGUCAACGCACAAGAAAAAGAUGGAUGGACUCCUCUUCAUUGUGCAAUGAGGUUCGAGUCGGAAACUGCAAUAAAGGAGCUGCUCAAACGAGAUGACGUGGACGUGAACCUCAAAAACAAAAACAACCAAACAGCACUACAUUGCGCUGCUAAGUGGAAGAGUAUGCCAAUUGAAUUGUUCACAAAAAUAUUAGAAAAAUCGACAGAUGAUGGUAUUGCAGAAGGCGUAUUAAGACUGCACUCGGCAAUUCUUUCCGAGUCCAAAAAAAUCGCGAUAAGGAAACGGCGUGAACGCAAGGACGUGGACGUGAACCAAAUGAAUAACAACAACAUUUCUUUUUUCUUUCUUCCACUUUUCGUUUUGUUUUCUCUCCUCCUCAUUCACUUUAUUUUUGUUUAUAGUGGUUAGAAACCAAUCGCCUUGUCCCAGCUUUCAAGGGCAUGAGAAAGCACAAUCUAUUGUCUUCUUCCAUAUAGGUCUAUUCUACGCUUUGACAUCAGUUUCUUCCCUCUUCAACGCACUCUGUCGCUCCGUAAGCUCACCGUCUUGUACUACUCCCGCCAGUUGACUAGUAAUGCACCAUUAGUCAUUUGCUCCAAGGUGCCUUGUCUUUACUACUUGAGAGCCGUGCCACACACGCGCACUGCAUUCGAUUUAUGUUCCUAGUGGAAAGAUUUUCCAGGGGUGUGUCAUGUGAAGAAUCCGGAUUCAUAUUCUUCCCAUAUAAGGAUACACGCAAAAUUUAGUUCAAACGGAUUGCCGAUAGAGGGCAAAUGUCACGUGUAUUCUUAUGGGAAAAAUAUAAAUCUGGAUUCUUCACUUGACGCACCCCUGGAACAUCUUUUGAAGAUCAUUCAAGAUAAAACAGCUGAUGAGUGAUGACAAUAAGCACAAAGCAAAGCCAAAUAAACCUCCCAGCAAAUAAAGCAUUUAGAUUAAUAGGAUUAGAAAACGAAUAUGUUUUAUACCUUUUAUGAGUGAGCAUUUAGCUAUGAGCAUGCCAUUUACUCCCUCUGUUUUCCUAUUGACAUAAACAUUUUCAAUAUCAAUUUAUUUCGAUGUGAUACACAUUGUUAUCAACU
Messenger RNA from Daphnia pulex (common water flea), 3251 nucleotides. RefSeq names its product delta-latroinsectotoxin-Lt1a-like. The transcript is spliced from 5 exons. NCBI's taxonomy places the organism in Eukaryota, Metazoa, Arthropoda, Branchiopoda, Diplostraca, Daphniidae. The coding region runs from base 523 to 2577 and encodes 684 amino acids. The record is from RefSeq and is a predicted model, not a curated record. Gene Ontology annotation, molecular function: protein binding.